GAUGUUUUCCAACUGUUGUGAGCAGGCAGAAGCAGCGGAGCAGGGCAGCUGGGUAGUGUCCUCUCUGGCCCGGAGGGAAAGCAGGCAAGACCCAGCGCCAGAAUAGCAAAGACGUCCCGGGAAGGGGCUCCGAGCUGCCAGCAUGCCCGCCACGGGAGGAGACCCCAAAGGAGAGGACUAUUCCACUGCUAUCCUGCGCCAGAAGCAUCGUCCGAACCGUCUCAUUGUCGAUGAAGCUGCCAAUGAAGACAACAGUAUUGUGUGCCUGUCUCAGGCCAAAAUGGAGGAACUGCACUUGUUCCGUGGGGACACAGUGCUGCUGAAAGGAAAGAAACGUCGAGAGACAGUGUGUAUCGUACUGACAGAUGACUCUUGCCAGAGUGAGAAGAUUCGCAUGAACCGUGUAACCCGCAACAACCUGCGUGUGCGCCUUGGAGAUGUGGUCAGUGUCCAGGCCUGUCCAGAUGUUAAGUAUGGAAAACGGAUCCAUGUACUACCAAUUGAUGACACCAUUGAAGGCAUGACAGGGAACCUCUUUGAAGUUUACCUCAAGCCCUACUUUCUGGAGGCUUAUCGACCUGUGCACAAAGGUGACAUUUUUCUGGUGCGAGGUGGAAUGAGGGCUGUGGAGUUUAAGGUUGUUGAGGUGGAUCCCACUCCACACUGCAUCGUGGCUCCUGACACCAUUAUCCACUGUGAGGGAGAGCCCAUCAAACGAGAGGAUGAAGAGGAGAGCCUCAAUGAUGUUGGCUAUGAUGAUAUUGGAGGCUGUCGUAAACAACUGGCUCAGAUUAAGGAGAUGGUGGAGCUCCCAUUGAGACACCCGGCACUCUUCAAAGCUAUCGGUGUGAAGCCUCCACGAGGGAUUCUCCUUUAUGGUCCUCCUGGUACUGGGAAAACACUUGUGGCCCGGGCUGUUGCAAAUGAAACUGGCGCCUUUUUCUUUCUUAUCAAUGGCCCAGAAAUUAUGAGCAAAUUAGCUGGGGAGUCAGAGAGCAACUUGCGCAAAGCAUUCGAGGAAGCUGAGAAGAACGCUCCAGCCAUCAUUUUUAUUGAUGAGCUGGAUGCCAUUGCUCCUAAGAGGGAGAAGACACAUGGGGAAGUGGAGCGCCGCAUUGUUUCUCAGCUCCUCACUCUCAUGGAUGGCCUGAAGCAGCGCUCACACGUGAUAGUCAUGGCUGCCACCAAUCGACCCAACAGUAUCGAUCCUGCCCUGCGUCGGUUCGGGCGUUUUGACCGAGAAAUUGACAUUGGGAUCCCAGAUUCGGUGGGAAGGUUGGAAAUUUUGCAGAUUCACACCAAGAACAUGAAACUGGCUGAUGAUGUGGAUCUGGAAAGGGUUGCCAAUGAGACACAUGGGCAUGUGGGUGCUGAUUUGGCAGCGUUGUGCUCUGAGGCAGCACUCCAGGCGAUCCGGAAGAAGAUGAACGUCAUCGACCUGGAAGACGACACUAUUGAUGCUGACAUCCUUAACUCCAUGGCUGUCACCAUGGAUGACUUCCAGUGGGCUCUUGGCCAGAGUAACCCCUCGGCACUACGUGAGACUGUAGUGGAAGUGCCACAAGUCUCCUGGGAUGAUAUUGGGGGUCUUCAGGAAGUCAAACGUGAGCUGCAGGAACUGGUGCAGUUCCCAGUGGAGUAUCCUGACAAGUUCCUGAAGUUUGGGAUGACGCCAUCAAGAGGUGUUCUCUUCUACGGACCGCCUGGCUGUGGCAAGACCCUGCUGGCCAAGGCCAUUGCCAAUGAGUGCCAAGCCAACUUUGUCUCCAUCAAGGGUCCUGAGCUGCUCACUAUGUGGUUUGGAGAAAGUGAGGCUAACGUCCGUGAUGUUUUUGACAAGGCCCGGCAGGCAGCUCCCUGUAUCCUGUUUUUUGAUGAACUGGACUCUAUUGCGAAGGCACGGGGUGGUGGAGCUGGGGAUGGCGGAGGUGCGGCUGACCGUGUUAUCAAUCAGAUCCUCACUGAGAUGGAUGGCAUGACCAACAAGAAGACAGUUUUCAUUAUUGGUGCCACCAAUAGACCAGACAUCAUUGACCCAGCCAUUCUACGUCCAGGGCGUUUGGACCAGCUCAUUUACAUCCCAUUGCCUGAUGAGAAGUCUCGUGUGGCUAUCCUCCAAGCCAAUCUGCGUAAAUCACCUGUUGCCAAGGAUGUGGACUUGAAUUAUCUGGCUAAAAUCACACACGGCUUCUCGGGUGCAGACCUCACUGAAAUCUGCCAACGUGCCUGCAAGCUUGCCAUCCGUGAGGCUAUUGAGAUGGAGAUCAAGACAGAACGGGAACGCCAGCGUCACAAAUACGCUGCCAUGGAUGAUGAUUAUGAUCCUGUGCCAGAGAUCCGCCGUGAUCAUUUUGAGGAAGCGAUGCGCUUUGCACGCCGCUCAGUCAGUGAUAAUGACAUACGCAAGUAUGAGAUGUUUGCCCAGACAUUACAGCAAAGCCGAGGCUUCGGUAACUUCAGGUUCCCAGCAGGAAACCAGAACAGUGGUGGGACAGGCAGCAGUGGAAGCAACAGCGGCCAAGGGAGCCUUUUCCAGGAAGAGGGGGAUGACGAUCUCUACAACUGAUUGCCUGGGGCAUGCCUUCUUCUGCUGGAACUGUUGGCUCCAUCUGCUUAUUGUUACUGUCUCUUUCAUGUGAGGUCUGGUGUGCAAGGCCCAGCAUUCUGCUCUCUUUCACCCUUGUCUGCAAAAAUCCGGCAACAAGCAACUCACAGCUAAUUUUAAUACAUGAGGCCAGGUGCCUCCUCCAAGUAUUUUGAGGGGCUCGGCUAUGCCCAUGAAUCUCGUGGCUUGUCCUGCCCUUGUGCCUGCCGGAUGUUCAGUCGGGGUACCUCUGACUUUCAUUUGGGGGAUCUAAUACCCGAGAAGCUGAAGAGCCCUGCUGGAUCAGACCAAAGGCCCAUCUAGUCCAGCAUCCUGCAUAUUCAACAACCGCGGCAACUAGCCCGAUGCCUCUCAAAGCAGGAUGUGAAGCUGUCGUUCAUCCCUUUGUAUGAAACAGUCCCACACUAGUGCUGGUUCCUUUUCGGACACACAUUGAUGGCUCCUUCUUUAGAACCCAGGCCGCUGGAGGCUCCGCAGUCUCCCGCCAUUGCUUGCUUGCCAGCGCUGCCUGCUUGCACAGGCCCUGCCUGCCUUACAGCAAAGGCAGCCUUUGGAGCCUUGUUAUUCAUGAGGCCAUUGAACUCCAGUUUGUAUCAUCAGGUGCCAGAGGUGUCUGGGUAUCCAGUAAACUGGAGGUGCAUGCCCCUGAUCCUGGGAGAAGCUCUGUAAAGGGUGUCAGACAAUAAAGGCUUGUGUUGUGGUG
Eublepharis macularius is the source of this 3308-nucleotide messenger RNA. Its product is annotated as transitional endoplasmic reticulum ATPase-like. Gene Ontology annotation, cellular component: VCP-NPL4-UFD1 AAA ATPase complex; nucleus; cytosol. The record is from RefSeq and is a predicted model, not a curated record. The transcript has 18 exons. NCBI's taxonomy places the organism in Eukaryota, Metazoa, Chordata, Lepidosauria, Squamata, Eublepharidae. Gene Ontology annotation, biological process: autophagosome maturation; mitotic spindle disassembly; retrograde protein transport, ER to cytosol. Gene Ontology annotation, molecular function: ATP hydrolysis activity; polyubiquitin modification-dependent protein binding; ATP binding. Bases 143 to 2566 code for a protein of 807 amino acids.